Nanorana parkeri is the source of this 3776-nucleotide messenger RNA. It is a transcript of the gene PPP1R26, whose product is annotated as protein phosphatase 1 regulatory subunit 26. The transcript is spliced from 2 exons. Gene Ontology annotation, molecular function: protein phosphatase inhibitor activity. The coding region runs from base 155 to 3556 and encodes 1133 amino acids. Lineage: Eukaryota; Metazoa; Chordata; Amphibia; Anura; Dicroglossidae. The record is from RefSeq and is a predicted model, not a curated record. Gene Ontology annotation, biological process: negative regulation of phosphatase activity.
CCGUGACGUGUUGGUGAAGGGAAGGAGCGGUGCCGGGUAGUCCGCUGUGUCAGGCCGUGGAGGUUAGGAAGAUGGGAACCGAUCAAGCGGAGAGAAAGGAUGUGACUGCUUCUUGAGCUACUGAUGUCUGCAGACUCCUGCCCCUUCUGCUAGAAUGUUUCUAGUGAAUGCACCUCCAGUGGCAGCUUUUCCGACACAAUGGACACCGUUUGGACCCAAAGCUACCCAUAAAGUGCCCUUGUCUGUAGUUCACCCUGAACAAAUACAAAAAGCACCAAACCUUCUGGGCAUUAUAGACCAUCAACAGAGUAAUGAAUCUUCUUGUGCAGUGAGAGCCGAAUAUGAGCGUAUUAUGCAGAAGAACAGAAAGGGGGAAUUAAACAAUGACCGAGGACUAAAAUCCAGUGCUGCACUGUUGAAAGGGCACACAAAGGAACAGGCUACGUUCACACUUCCCACACAGUUAAAAGUCAAAGAGGAAAGUUCACCAGCACUGGAUUCAGACAGUGAUGAUUCUGUCGACAGAGGCAUUGAAGAAGCUAUUCAGGAAUAUCUAAAAAACAGAAGCACUGCAGAUGCUUCCUCUACCAUUGCGGUCACAAAGAACUCAAGCCCUACUGAUAAUUCUGACCAGCUAAAAACAAUUUCUAGUAAUGUACCUGCUUGCAAGUCACCUGUUAAAAUGGUCACGUCAACUACCACCUGCAAUACUUUUUCUGCUCUGGACCGUUCUUGUUGUUCUUCUCCAGAAAGUGUGGGUAGCGAUGAUUCCUUCGAGCAAAGUAUCAAGGAUGAAAUCGAGCAGUUUCUGAGUCAGAAGAAGUUGCAGAAUACUGCGAGUGACUCUAGCACUGCCAAGAAGGCUGCCCAGAGCAAUGUAGCUGCUAAACCAAAGCAAAAGCCAUUUAAGAUUGCCGAGAAACAAAGCCCCAAGCCAGGGAUCAAGGGACUUCCGGACAAGCUGCCUUCUGAAAGCCUUAAUCUGCAGCCUAAAUGUUCGAAGCAAAAGGCUGAAAAUGUUAAAACUAGUAUCUACCCUAAACCUUUUUCUAGCUCGGUUAAGCAGAGCGAGCAGAAAAAUGAAGCUUCCUCAAGGCAGUGUGAGGCGCUGUCCGACUCCAGUAGUGAUGACGGCAUAGAGGAAGCAAUUCAACUUUACCAGCUAGAAAAGAGCAGGCUAGAAGGAAAUCUCAUUGUGGAUCACAAGUGCUCUCUAGAGAAGGAGGCAAAAAGCACUGUCACAUCUACUGGAACUUUCCCCCACUGCCAAGAUACAAACUCCUCUCCAGAUCCACAUACCAACACAGACUAUAAAAAAAGAAAACUUCCUUCCAGCAGUCAUGCAGCAUCUCAAGAUGCCUCCAGCUGUCACCCCCCCACUACCAAACGGACCCUUUAUUUUGAAGAUGACAGCAACCCAAAAUGUGACGGAGUACAAGCGACACGCAGGGCUGAAACAGCUGCCGAGCUAAUGUGCGCUGAAGCGAUACUUGACAUUUCUAAAGCAAUUUUGCCUUCUCAACCGGAAACUACUUGUAUGGUUUCACAAGAAACACCCCCUGCUCAACCACAAUCCCCUUGCGCUAGUGACAGCUCUGUUGACAGCGAUGACAGCAUAGAGCAGGAGAUAAGAACAUUUCUCGCUCGUAAAGCGCAAGCAGAGAGCCUUGGCAUGUCUCCUGCCAUACAGACCUCUCCAAAUCCGCAAGGACUUGAGCAACGUAGGCAGCAGUCACCUUCCAGCAAUAAAACUUUGUCCCAAAAAGGAAAGUUAAAUGAGAGCAAAAUUGUACAAAAGGACCUGCUGGGAAUGGGGGAAAAGAGGCGUGCAGAUGUUAUUGGUAUAGCAAGUACAGUGUCUUGUCCCCCGGAAAUCUUGCAGGCCAUAAGUACAGAUGUUGGGAUGAAUGAGUGCUCCAAGCCAUCCUACAAAUUGGAAGAAGCCAGUCACAUUGUUCAGGAGGCAGCAAAAAGCCUUGUAUCACUUCCUGCAAUAACUGGAGGAAAACGGAAGAUAUACACUAAAAUGAGGAGCAACUGUAGUGUAGACACAAGCAGUUCUUUAGACAGUGAUGAGGAUUUAGAUUCAGCUAUAAAGGACCUCCUUCGAUCCAAGAGGAAAUGCAAAAAAAGACCAAAGGAUGGGAGGCCGCAGUAUAAGAAAAGGGUCAGGUUUGGGGAAACCACCACCAGGACUCUAGAAUCACUUGGCACUGGGGGUGAUUUAAAGGACUGCAUGCUCAAGCCUGCUGUUAAAGGCUGCCUUGUAAAUACCAGCAGCCCUCAAGAGAAUGCUUUAAAGUCCGGUUUACACAUGAAGAUAAAAGAGGAGUGCAUGAGCACAGCAAGCAAUUCAGACUUGUCACCAAAUAAACCUGAGUGCAAACCAGUCAUUGUUUCAGACAGUUUGAGUAGUGCCUUGCCUGAAGCACAAGACAGUAGUUCUGUGGAUAGUGAUGAUAGCAUUGAACAAGAGAUAAGGAAAUUUUUGGCAGAGCGUGCAAGAGAGUCUGCAGAACUUUGUGCAGGGCAAAAUGCACCAACUGCUGUCACCAGUGUAAGUGUUGCCACUCAUAAUGACUCCCCAGCCAGUCUGAGUACUCCUCCACCAGUAAAACAAGAACCCAGGGUUUUGUCCAGUUCAGAGACGCAGACCAUACUUCAAAAAGUCAUGGAAAAGGGCCGCUCAAAUGCACCUGUACCCCAUCCAGCAGUGAUACAGCGUGUGCAGGACUAUAAGGAUGUUGUACCACAAGUCAGGCUGAUACAGCGACCACCUGCAGAAGUGCCCAAGGCAUCAACUCCUGUGCAUAGUGUCAUUGUAAAGAGGGAAUGUUUUCUAGAGAAAAACAGAGUGGUAAGACCAGCUGAGAAGGUCUUCCAAAGCACUCCCGAAAGAGCUAUUGUAAAAACUGGAGUCAACGGAUCACAAGGCAGUUCUCCUGUUUCUGGAAACUUUGUCGCCGGUCUCAAGUACAUUUCAGGGACGGACCAACAGCUCCUACUAAACAUGGGAAAGGCCAGCUCUACAAGGAUGGCAACAGAACUCUACAGUCCUGGUGGAAAUAUCACUAGAUUGGGACCUUGUCAGCCAGUUCAGAAAAAGACGUUGAUUUUGGAACAGCCGAAAAUUGUCCAAGCUCCUACCUUCUCUCUCAAUGCCCCUGUGGUUCGUCCUGCGUUGUAUGUUGUGACCACUAAGGUGGUCAAGGAUGCUCCUACUGCACUAUGUCUGCCGAUAAAUACAGCCACCUAUGAUGCUGGACUCAAUUUAAUGAGUAUACAAUACUGUCAAGGUCAGGUAGCAGCUCAUAGCCCUGUGUGUACCACGCCUUUCCCUUUUCAGCAAACUAGAGGCAGUGAGAUUGUGGUGAAUAUUCCAGGUGCGACAGGAGAGGCGUUGCCUCUUGGUACCAAAGCAAGAGAGAGCCAGUCAGUGACAGAAAUAGCCAGCAGAUCUUGUAAUCUUAAAGACAAAUCGGCAGAGAAUGUAGGGACAGGCUCUGAUGUCAGUUCGAACAGCAGUGGAAGCUCAGCUAAGAGAAAGAACAUGUAAGUACUUUAGUCCAUUAGAGCUGUAUAGGACCACUGUAAAUAGUUUGAAAGUUGAAGCAAGUCAUGUCACAGCAUCGGUGUUAUAAAGUAGGGCACAGAGUUGGCCAAACUGUUGUCCUUUUGUGGUUAAGGAACUACAUGACCAGGCAUGCCCAGCAAGCUAGCCUUGUCAUUCCUCAGCAUCCAAAAGGUGACAGGUUGUCUUCCUCUAUCAUAGAACA